Messenger RNA from Eptesicus fuscus (big brown bat), 606 nucleotides. RefSeq names its product non-histone chromosomal protein HMG-14-like. NCBI's taxonomy places the organism in Eukaryota, Metazoa, Chordata, Mammalia, Chiroptera, Vespertilionidae. Gene Ontology annotation, molecular function: nucleosomal DNA binding. Gene Ontology annotation, cellular component: nucleus; chromatin. Gene Ontology annotation, biological process: chromatin organization. The record is from RefSeq and is a predicted model, not a curated record.
AUGAAGUAUAAUAACAUCUGCAUCAUAGAGAUAACAGAAGGAGAAGAGAGACAUCAAAGGAUCAAGAGUGUAUUUGAGGCGGGUCGGAGCAGCUUGGGCAGCGGCAGUGGCCAGGCAGCCCAGGUUCACCGAGCCACUAGGCGCGCCCAGCACGCGCCCAAGAGGAAGUUCAGCUCUGCGGAGGGGGCGGCCAAGGAGGAGCAGAAGAGGAGGUCGGCCAGGUUGUCAGCCAAACCUGCUCCUGCGAAAUGGAAACAAGUGGAAACGAAGCCCAAAUAGGCGGCAGGAAAGGAUAAGUCUGCAGACAAAAAAGUGCAAACAAAAAGGAAAAGGGGAGCAAAGGGAAAGCAGGCCGAUGUGGCUGACCAGGAACCUAAAGAAGAUCUACCUCCGGAAAACAGAGAAACUAAAAACGAGGAGAGUCCAACCUCAGAUGAAGCAGGAGAAAAAGAAGCCAAGUCUGAUUAAUGUCCUAUACCAUGUCUUAUCAGUGGUCCCUGUCUCCCUUCUUGUACAAUCCAGAGGAAUACUUUUAUCAACUAUUUUGUAAAUGCAAGUUUUUUAGUAGCUCUAGAGACAUUUUUAAGAAGGAGGGAAUUCCACCUC